Messenger RNA from Paramuricea clavata, 2600 nucleotides. NCBI's taxonomy places the organism in Eukaryota, Metazoa, Cnidaria, Anthozoa, Malacalcyonacea, Plexauridae. The record is from the annotation of a GenBank genome assembly.
AUGUGUUACAGUAAUUUUGAUAGUUGUCUAAAAUUUACAACACCAGACCAGCUCGCAGCCUACUCAAACAAGGUCCUCUGCAAGGAAGUGUCAAUGGAAUGUCCCAUAUAUAAUGCUGUAGUCACAUGCGCUUGCAAAGCAUCUUCGAGUUGCAAUGAAAUUGCGACAACGAAUGCAAUUGCUCUGCCUACAUCAGCUAUUGCAAAGGUUGUUAACCCGACGAUGUCAGCAGUUGCCUAUAGAAUUUCCACAGUUUUAUUUCACAGUGGAAUUAGUCAUGUGGAUGUACAACAUUUGAAUCGGUUGGGAAUUUGCAUGUCUUCCGAUAGCGUCAUAAAUCUGCACAAGAGAAUGGGUGAAAACUUUGAUUAUGCAGCCAAAAAAUGGAAAAAGGAGAUAGAAGAGAACAAUUCUACAUUGCUUUUUGUAAGGGAAAUAGAGGGAAAGAUGUUAAACCGUAGCAAUGAUAUGCAUUUGGACACAACUCUAAACCUGGAUGAGGAUUCUUUAAAAGCGUUAAAGUACUGUACUCCAGAAGUGUAUGACAGGACAUUACCAUUGCUGGAAUCUGAAAGACAACGCUUGGGUGAAGACACAUUGAAUGAAUCAUGUUUUAAUGGCAGUGAAAGCAAAAUUGCAAAAUGCAAAACUUCCAAUAUACAAGUAAGUUUAUAUCCUAAUGUAAAUCACAGUCACCAUUAGGUAACAGGGAGUUUUAAAAAAUGACAAAGGAAAGUCCUACACCCCUAAUUUUUGCCAGAGUGCUCAAACAUUGCAAAGUCACUAAUUGACACAAAAUUAUUUUAUUGUAUUCACCCUUUAAGUGCUAUGUGCCCUGACACGCCCUAAUUUACUUUUUUACUCUGUCUAAUUCCAGACGAUCUUACUUGUCAGGGAGAGAGUGCCACUCAAUUGGCUGAAACUCCAGCUUGUUUUCUCCUUUUCGAGAUGCCCUGUAUCCGAGUGUGGGAAUAAAUAAACAGGUUUAAAGGUUUUGCAACUCAUUAAUAAUAUGCCCUCCUUAUCUGCACCCUAAUUGGGCAUACACAAUUUGUAAUGUUGAACUGAAUUAUUUAUUUUGUUAAGAAUUGUAUCAGACAACAUCGAUCAUGAAGUUUAUGCAUGAAUUCAGACUAAAGAUCAUAAUAACCUAUCAAUUCAUUGGACACAUCAGUAUGCUGUACGAGAUAAAGUUGUUAAUCCUACCCUGGAAACUUCAUCACCACAAGUAGACCCUGAUGAUCUUCAACUGUCAGCUAUUUUGCCUGAUAGAGGUGUCCAGCAGAAUAUGGUUCACCAAUGGGCAGUUUUUGUUAGUAGAAUAGUGACAAAGUAUAUCCCCGCUUUCCAGAACUUUCAAAAGGAUGUCAUCUGGCACAUUCCACAUGAAUUCUCAAAUGAAAUGUCUGUAAAAUCUGACAUGGUAAGAGGUCUUAAGGAAUCAAUGUGAAAAUCAAUGAGAAUAAUGCACAGUUGAAUAUAUCCUAACCUUUUAACUCCCCGGGAAUCUACUAAAAAUUCAUGAAAACUUCUGCUCUCCUAAUUUUUAUUAAAUUCUCCCAAUUUUUUUUAGAAUAUUCAGGAAAUAUCGUCUUUACCUUUUUUAUUAAGUUACUUUAUAAAUGACAACUUAUAGGAUCAUACAACAACUUAUACCCAAAAUGCAGGAAAAUUGCCAUUUCAGAUGACUCAAUUUAUAUUAUUUUUUCCUAUAAGAAUAUAUUUCAAGUCACUUAAGUUAACAAUCUCCCUAAACUUUUACCUCAAGUGGUCUUACACGAUACAUUAUGUGACACAAAGCUUAUAUAUUAGGCAUUUGGAAUCGGCAACCCAUACAUAAUCUUAUCACCAAUCAUAUUUAUUAAUAUGAUGCAUCUUACUUGAACAUUUAUAACCCGGCCACUGUCUGGUAUACAUGUAUUAACCCAGCCAUUAACCCAUUUAGCCACAAUGCGCCCCACUGUGCACCCUACUCAUAUUUUUUUUAUUUGUCUAACAGCAGACAAUUUAAUUUACUCAUCAAUGGGGAAGCUCUGUAGCUUAAUGGGUUAAUUAACAAAUAAACAGACAAUGUCUCUAGUUAACCUAUUGAUGCACAAUUCACCCCACUUAUAUUUUUUUCUUGUCUAACGCCAGACGAUUUUACUCGUCAAUGGGGAUGCUCUGCAACUUAAUGGAUCAAACUGCAGUGUGCCAUAAUGCAGUCUACUUUAUUAUUUCACUCUAUCUAACGCUGCACAAUUUUAAUCCUCAAGGGGCCAAGAACUAAAUGGGUUAAUGAAUAUAUGCUUUGUUUUAUAUCCUAUAGUGUUCCCUUGGUAUGGAAUUUCAUAACCCUAAUGUGGCAGCAGAAAUGGCCCAGAUCUUAAAAAGUUACCAGGCAAAUUAUGUUCCAUGCCUUAAUUGGGAUGACGAACAAAUAUUCCUUUCCACAGUAGCAGUACAUGGUGACCAAUUGUUUGAGGAAUGUGGAUGCAAUGUUAAGUGGACAUUCAGAGAUGGGGGAGAGUGAAUAUGAUAGAUUAGAAGGACUCCUUUCAGAGCAUGCAAAAGUAACGCUGUACAAGGUUGGUGAUGUUGAAGUUUUUGUGGCUUACUAG